This is a messenger RNA of Eufriesea mexicana, 870 nucleotides long. RefSeq lists its product as uncharacterized. The transcript has 2 exons. Gene Ontology annotation, cellular component: membrane. The coding region runs from base 1 to 870 and encodes 289 amino acids. The record is from RefSeq and is a predicted model, not a curated record. Lineage: Eukaryota; Metazoa; Arthropoda; Insecta; Hymenoptera; Apidae.
AUGAAGGCUAUUCUGUUAUUCCUGUCGAUCUCGUGGCUGGCCAUGUGCUUGGCGACCCCGUUGGAGAAGCUCGACAAGAUCAGCGUCAUCGAGCAGCAGUCCGUGACGCUAACGGAUCGGGUAAAAUACGAGGAGGAAUUGCUGCGGAAGUUGAACUUCAAGUGCUCGCAGAACGACAUCAGCAGCUGCGUGAUGCUGAAACUGAUUACCUACAUGAACAAGCUACUGAAGAAGGCGUCGAUCGAGCUGACCGACGACAUCGAGAUCAGAAAAACCAGCCAGACGUCCGAGGAACUGACCACCUUCGAGGUUGGCAGAAGCAAAGACGACGAUUCCGAGGUCCUCGACCUUGUCGCGAACAAGGUGUACGCUUUCGUCAAGUCCAGGAGUAUCAAGUGGAGGAUCCUGCCCGAGGACGACGUCGUCGUUUCCGCUUCGGAAGACGAGAACGGGUCGUUGAAUCUUGGCCUGUCAAUUGAACGGGCGGACAAUGUUCCCGAGCAGGAUGGACGUGGCAAGAAGAACAAUAACCUUGGUCCACUGAUCGCCGCGGCGGUGCUGAAGAUCGGUCUGAUCGGCGGUCUGGCCUUCAAGGCGCUCGCGUUACUAGUUGGCAAGGCGUUGCUUCUUUCGAAGAUCGCUCUUCUCCUCGCCGGUAUAAUCGGCCUGAAGAAGCUGUUCUCUCAGCAGAAGCACGUGACAUACGAGGUGGUGGCGCAUCCUCAUCACAGCUCGAGUCACACGUUCAGCUCGGAUCAUGGCCACGGGGACAGCUACUCGAGCGGCUGGGCCAGGAGUUUCCACGGUCAAGGUCCGAUCUCGGGGCAACCCGACGCUCACGAUCUGGCCUACUCGGCGCACGUGAAGUGA